CUCAGGCAGCGAUUUCUCCACCCCCGGGAAGGCGCAAGAGAGCUGGGUCCUUGCUGAGGCGAUGGCGCGACGUGUGACGCGUGUGGGCCGCGCCCCGUGCCGCUGUCGGCGGGGCCGCUCACGAUGAUGCCUGGAGAGACCCCGCCGGCGACGGGCGGGACGGCAGCGGCUGUGGCCUGCGCCAACUGCGGCCUGCUGCAACAGAAUAUAAACGAAUAUGUAGCCGCAUUAAUUGCACUGAAGCAAAAAAUGAUUGAUGGAGAUCAUUUGCUGACAGAGUAUCAACAGAAAUGCACUGAGCUCCAGUUUGCUGAACGAGAGAUCUCUGCUCUUCGUUGCCAAGUGGAGCAGAUGCUACAGAAAAUUCUGCCUCUGGAAAAGUGCCAGGAAGAGUUGGGUUCCUUGAAAGCUGAGUUAGAAGAGAAAAAGAGUUCUCUCAAGAUUUAUCGGGAGACUCAACUGGAAUAUGUUAAAAUUAAAGAAGAAAUAGUGAACAGUGAUGCUGUGAGAAAGAAACUGGAAACAAAAGUGAAGAAACUUGAAGAGGCUGCAACAAAGCAUACACAGGACUUCAGACAACUGAAAAGUGAGAAGAAAAGGCUUGAGAACGAGCUAAAAAAGGCACAAGGAAAACUUGAUGGUGUACUUAAAGAGAAGUGCAGAAAAGUGAAGCAUGCGGAGACCCAGAGUUCAAGUGAAGGUCUUACAAAAGAUAUAGACAAAGAAAAAAUAAAGCUCUUGUUAGAAGAACUCUGGCGGUGCAUUGACAGUGCAACGGGCAAAAGAAAGACGCAGGAAAACUGCCCUGUCUUGGCUUCUAUUCAGGGUAAGGUAUGGCCUGAAAAAAGGAGGCUAACUGGUACAGAAGAAACUGUGCAAAUGCACCAAAAGAUCAGGAAAUGCGAUGGGAAAAUGCUGUCUUGGUGUUCUUCACUGGAAAGUCCUGGCAAGCAAACUCCUGUAACAGCCAUGCACCUUCAAGCGAGUACUGAGCCUUUUGGAAGUGACUGCAUUGAGAACAGGACCACUGAAGAAUGUUUGCACAGUGGUGAGGAUAAAACUGAAGAUACGAUGAUACAGACAGAUGGGGCACACAGCAGUUCAGACUUCUCUGAUCAGGAGCAAAAGGGCCCAGGUGGAGAUUUGAUGGAUAUAUUGGAUUGGGUCAGGCCUCUCCCUGCUCUGCUUUCUCCAGUACAGCUUUCACCACCACCAACAGAGGAUGCAUUGUUUGGAGAAGACACAGGUUCCAGUGAUGACGAAGUUGAUUGCAGUGCUUCUGCAGUGGAGGAUAUUCUACAAGAAGAUCGAGUUCAUCCUCAGAGUUGUAAUGCAUUCAGCUUCAAUGAGGAGUGUAACAGUCACAGCAGAUCAUGUGAGCAUGGUCCUGAUGCAGAAGUCUCCCAAAACCUGAGUUGGAAUGAAAACAAUGUUCCUAUCAGUCCAAAGAUGUCAAGGAGGGAGGAGGGGGAUGCUGAAAAAAAGCAAGCUGAAGCUGCUACUUUAAUUACAAACAUGAAAACUAAUGAUUGUUUGGAGGAGAAAUCUGAGAACAUGGAAACUGAAAAGAGAGAACUAACUGAAGUGACAGCACAUGAACUGGAAGCCAUCAGAGAACAGAAAGGAGACAGUGAGGACAUGCAUAGUGAAGAACGAGGUUCUUCAGCUGGUUUUACGUUACAGAGUUUCAAGCCUCAGAAUGAGAUGGAAAAAUGUGGUGAGGUAGAGCAAACAGAGGAGAACGUAACCUUAAUCAGAGCUGUUGAUGACGAGGGUGCACAUGAAGAGCAUGGUGAAUUAAUGAAAGCAGAAAGAGAUGGAUUAUCAGGAGAGAAAGGAGCUCCCAGGGCAGUAUGUGUUCCCCAAAACGUUCCUCUUGUCCCAUCUGAGCAGUGCAUUGUGCUUCAAAGAGGAGAUUCUGAGGAGAAAUCUGAUGUGUUGAUACAGAAUGAAGUGGUUGAAAAUGAAUCAAAAAAUGUAAUCAAAGUAACUAAUAUGGCAAGUGAUAUAGGGGAAAAUACAGAAGUGAAAAAUGGAGCAGAAGUAACAGCUGCAAUACAGGUGAAAGGACCCUGUGCAGAGGCAAAUAGUGAGACAGAGCUCUCUGAAAAUGUAGUAGUAUCUGAUUCCAGUAGUUCAAAAUCCUUCUGUGCAGCAGAGUGUCCUAAAGACCUGAUGAUACAGUGUGAUGGGGAGGGAAUAACUAUAGAGACUGAGGCAGACACUGGAGCUGAUGAGAUCUCUGUACACUCUCACUGCUCUGAAAUAAAACAUGACAGUGAAGAGAUACUGGAGAAACAGUGUGUGCAAACAGUAAAAGAUGAAGCAGACAGAGAAUGUGAUCCAGAGAUUCUUAAAGUCUCCAAAUGUUACUUACGUGUAUCUCCUGUUGAAGAAAUCAGAAACGUAUUGUCUAUGGAUGACACAGACAAACAUGUAGGUAUGGAGGGGACUGCUUUGUUAGCCCUUCCAAAAGAUGAGCAGCUCAAAACUGAAGACAGGAAUAGAACUAGACCCGAGACUGCUGCACUAGCCGUGGAAUCUAACAGAGAAAGUGUUCCAGAAACAGCUGAAUCAUCAGAGCUACUCCAUAGAGCAGAGAAUGGGAAAUCAGUGGAUAUGAAGGAGGGGGGAUAUUUAAAAGGCAAACCACACCAGGAAGAUGAUGGUAGGAAUUUAUCAGAAGGGAAGUCAGAGUUGGGAAGUACACUUGCACUGUCAAGCACAGCAUGUGUCACUGGUGCUGAAAGCAGUGUAGCCAAGUGUGAAUCCUCUGUGUUAGAUAUUACAGAAAUACAAGGUGAAAUAAACCAACCUGAAAACCUGUGUAGUGCAUUAGAACACGUGUUGUCCAAAACUCAAAACUCUGGAGUGUUUGAAUCUCAAGACACUGAAGUCAAAGUUAGUCCAGAAGAUUUCAGAGAGAGAAGCAGUGAGCUGUUAGAAAGAGUGGAUACCACUGAAUCUGUCUUAGCAGAAAGUAAUCUUCCUUCUGAGGCACAGCUUGCAAAACCUCUGAAUUGGUUCUUGGGAACUGAAAAUGUUAAAUGUGAUGACAUCCAAGGGGAAUUAAACAAACAAAGCAAGGAGUUGGUGUCUUCCAGUUCAUUUAACUGGGAAGGGAAUGUUGUGAAGACAAAUAAAGUUUCAGAGAUCAUCUGCCAGCCUGCUUCUGAAAUGGACUUUAAUAGUGACUUGGCUUUGUCUACUGAAGGGGACUUGGAGGUGGGCUGUAUAAAUGCUAAAGAAACAGAUUCUCCUGUACAAGUGGGAGCUGGCUUGGGAUCUACAGUGCCUCCUGGUCUCAAUUUCAGUCUUCAGCAAGUUGAGAGUUUUGUUGAAACUAAUGUCUCUGAAAAGCCUGCUGCUUCUUCCCCUACAUGGGAAAACAGAGGAGAGAAAAAUCGUGUUAUGGACAGUGCAUGUAAGUGUUCUUCAGAAAGCUUGGAAGAGGGUGCAGAGAUCCUGUCUGCUGAAAAAGACAUCAUGUGCAAAGAACUGGGCUGCCUUGAGAGGGUAUACAUACACCAAAAUGAAAUGAAAAUACCAGAUGAGAAGGAGCAGACAGUAGAUAAAGAACCUCCUGCCCCUGUUAAAUCGCAGCUCCUGCAUGCAGACUCUUCUAAUAAGAAUACUUUUCCUUCUCAGAAGUUUGAUUGUCAAGAAUCAGGAUGCAGGACUUCUACACAGGAGGUUACAACAGAUACUUCUAGAGCUGAUUCAGUAACAGCAGGAGGGGAAAGCAAAGAACUGAAUAGUUUUGAGGCAUCUGGGGAAAAUGCCAUAAAAAUAUCUAAACCCAAUUUUGAUGGGCCAGAGCAGAUCAAUGAAUCUGAAGAGAAAGACUGUUCUGUACAGAAACAUAGAGAUGUGGAAUGUUCUGAAUGUGUUCCCAUAGUCAGAGAGGAACCCAGGGCUUCCAGGAGCCUUGCAGGGGAUGCUCUGGAAACCAGUGAUGAGAUUGCUGACACUGACUGCCAAGUAUCUGAACUUCAUUCAGCAAUGCACCCAGGAAGCCCUGUGACAGUUGGAGAGCUAAAAGCAGACACUGUGGUGGAUAUGGAUACACACUGUGAAACAGACAGUGCUCCAGAUACCUCAAAUGAGUUGUCGAUUGUGGCUGGGGAGGGUAAUCCUAAAGACUUAGCCUCCUGCACAAAAGAGUCUGUACUGGUAACCUCUGACAGUGCUGAGGGUGCCAGUGAAUGUGUGGUAGACUCUAACAGAGCUGAAUGCAUCAGUGACAGUGAGGGAGGUCUGUUAAAAACUGGGACAUCGAAAGAAAGCCCUGUGAUGCCAAAUGCCUCACAAAAUGGAUUACCAGUAUCCCAGACGUUAAGCAGAUUCUCAGAAAUGGUAAAAACCAGUGGAUUAAAUACAAGAACGUUAGCACUUGGCAAUUUCUUAGAAGAAAAUGAGGCUGAAAAAUGCCAGUCAAAGGUGGAGCAAAAUCUACUACACAGUGUUGAUAUGGGCAUCUCGGUGUCUGAAGAAUAUAACUGUAGUCAGACUUCCAGUUGUUGCAGCACAGGAGAGAACAGCACUGAUGUUAUCCUAAAUGGUAGAAGAAAUACGUUUGUCAAGUCUCUUCCAGAUCCAGCCCUGUGUGAUAUAGAGUUCAAUUGUCACAAAGUUAGGGAGCCUUCUGAACCACAAAACCUGAUAUUUGAGAAGCCAUGCAUGCUAAAGUCAGAAUCUUGUGUGGGUGAUGCUCUCAAAAGGAGAAACAGGUUGAACUGUAAAGAGCAAGAACCAUCUGAAGUCUUGACUGCUUCAGCCAAGGCAGCUGCCCAGGCCAUGUGUGCCAAGGUAUCAAAGAGGCUGUCUCAAGGUAAAAGGAAAACAAAGAUUCUCAAAGUCACUCAGGCAGUUCUUGCAAAUGCUGAUACUUCUGUGCCAAAAAAAUGCUCACCUGAGACUAUAAAUAAAAUUAGGCAAGAGAUAGGUCCUCCUCUUCCCCCCUUGCUCCUGCCUUUGAUGGAUACUCCUCCAAAAGCCACAUGUACCGUGUCCCCAGCAAUGUCUUCUACUGGUCGAUCCUCCUUGCUUUCCCCUCUUGAUGACCUGAUAUCGCCGUUACGUGAAACUCCCAUUCCUCCUCUCAUGUCUCCGUUAACAGAUACACCACCAGUAAAAUCUGCUCUUUUGUUUUCUCCUCCCUCACCCUCAGAAGUGGCAUUAGGCCGAAGGAUUCGUUCCUCACCCCUGAAAUUCUGUACUUCCAUUCCAAAGCAUGCGCUUCCCGUCCCAGGGAGGUUUCCUCUGUUGGCAGCUGAUGGUGCUGCUCCAGCUCCCCCUCAGGAGAAUUCAGUGAAAAUACUGGACACCAUGUACCCAGAGCUGUCUGCAAGGGCAAGGACACUAAACAUCCUCAAAGGCAAUAUACACCUUAACCGAUGUGCUUUUUCAGACAGCCAAAGUUUGCCAGGACCCGUGGCUCAGAUUGGUGGGUUCAAAGCAAUUGCAUCUACAUCAACUGCUUUUGUUAAAACUGGGGGCAAUCUGAAGUUCAAUAGUAGCAAAGACCAAGAGAAAGAUGGGCAAAAUCAGCAGCUUUUCUCAAGCUCAUCAAAUCAUCUUGGAAAACGGACCCUAUUGCCAGUAUCUAUGCCAAGAAGUGCAAAGAGACUGAGGCUGGACAGUGAACCACCAAAGCUGGAGCCCGAUGAUACUGCUGCUAUGGAAAACACUAAAGAUACAAUCUCUGGAACGCAGGAGGCUUUCCAUGAGAAAAGCUCUGAAACUAGUGACUCAGUGCACGAUUCCAGCUCAGAAGCAUCACUACCAUUAAAGAAAGCUGUUGAUACUGACUGUCAGAAAGUUUCUCUGGCAUUGAAGAGAAUUGCCGAGUCCUGUUUUGACCUGUUACCAGUUAUUAAAGGUCACGUGUACGUUGGCAAUAUCUCAAAGAUUCCAGUAAUGAGAGAUGAAGAGAAAGAAAUUGUCUAUGAAUUUGGUGUAAAAACCAAGCAGUUAGCAGAGUCCUUGCUUCAUGCUAUUCUCAAUAAGCUCAAGGCUCAGAAGAAUGCCACAAAUUACACUUUCAAUCAGGCUCUGUGUCGAGUCUAUACAGGGAUUUGUCGACAGUUGGGAGACCUGGAAAGAGCUCGCCUUUUCUGCUAUAGCCUGCUUAAAGAAGACUUUCCAGACUCAGAGAAAUUGAUUUUAUUUAUCACAAAUGUAUGGUCUGACAUAUUCAUCUUCCAAAGUGCAAUUAGCAAAGCUAUGCAAUUAGUUGUCAGGCAGAGGGCAAGCAAUGAGAUGCUGACCUGCUUGAAUGCUUAUCUCAGCUGGGAACAGAGUUCCUCUUUAGAUGCUGGGAUUAUGGUCUCAAACCUGCUUUUAGAAAUGCAGUCAUGUCCCAAAGUAGAAUUUCAACCAAGUGAGCAAUAUGGAGAAGAUCUGAGUGAAGAUGCUUGGCAGUACAUAUUUGCUGUUGAUCUACUCUGCUCUCACCUGAAGUGGGACUGGACACAUGACAAUGUUAUAAGCAAAGUGCUUUGGCCUUCUAUGGAUAAAUGGAUAAAGAAGAGAAAGGGGCCUGAAACUGCUCAGUCCAUUUCUGACAGUGUUACAGCACUGAUCCUCAGGCUAAUUGGUCGAUUGGGCCAGAUAGGUUUGAAGGAAGGAUAUCUUGCUGCAGUGAAGAAUAUUAGUUCUGUAAUUGGACUGUUUGUACAGCAGGCAAAAGAGGAAGGUGUUCCCUGGGGUGUGCAGCUGGCAGCCAUAUAUUCACUGUGUGACUUGGCUUCAAGCAACCCAGAAGGUAUUGUUGAGGCCAUCCACGCUUGGAGAGCAACAGUUCUUAACAGCAUCCCUUUUGCUGUCACAAGUGGCAUAGCUAAAAUCACUUCUCUGUGUAAAAUGGAGCUAAACUAAAGUCUAGGGAAGCGGACUGAACUAAAGGAAGAAGUGCCUUAUUUUACUAAGUAGUUGGUCCCAGUUAAAAACAAUAUGUGCUGUGGUCCUUUUUUAUGAUGAUUGUUUUAACAGAAUGUCUGAUCAUACAAAGCAAACUCAAGUAUUUUAUUUGGGUUUUCUGUUUGAGGGGUGUACAAAAAAUAGGUAAAAACACUUGCUUUUCCUAAUAACUGAUCAGUAAUCUGAGAACCAGUGUGUCUCCAGCUCCUGAGAUAUAUCUGGUUUGAUGUCAAUAACGAUUAUUAAUAGUUUGCUAUUUUACUUCCAUCAGUUUGGAGCAUGGGAUAUUUGACACAACAGAAGAUUGAGCCCGGCUGAAAACCUGGCUGUCAUUUUGUACUAUAUUUAUAAAGUAACUGAUAGCAGAACUGUGCUCAGAUUCUGCUUUGUUUUGCUUGAGUAGCCUCCUAAGCUUAAUUUAAAAUACUUGUGUAAGAAAGAUAGGAAUUGACUUUUUGUGUAACAAUCAUGUAUAGAGUAACAGAGAUACUAAAUCUCUGAACCUGUAUAUAUGUUAUUCUGAUAAUGUGUCUCACAUUUGAUAUUGUUCCACUUGGGGAAUUUUGUGUAUGUAAAUAGAAAGUUGGCUCAACAAAAGUUCACGUUUCUAACGAUAGCUUCACUACACCCUGUGGUUUUGUACCUUUCGUAAUAAAAGAAGCAAACACC
Messenger RNA from Neopsephotus bourkii (Bourke's parrot), 7590 nucleotides. RefSeq names its product interactor of little elongation complex ELL subunit 1 (gene ICE1). The record is from RefSeq and is a predicted model, not a curated record. Bases 124 to 6879 code for a protein of 2251 amino acids. The transcript has 20 exons. Lineage: Eukaryota; Metazoa; Chordata; Aves; Psittaciformes; Psittacidae.